UUUUCUUGAAUUUUUUACACUUUAAAGUUUUUUUUAAAUGCUUAGAAUUGCUGUUUUUGAUAUUUUUAAGUUGUUUUAGACAUUAUGUUACUUAGUUUUUUAUUUAAUUUUCAAAACUAUCUUAUAAUAACAGUUACAAUCUUUCAUGUUCACAUUUUAAUUUUAAUUAUCCAUUUGUAUUGCUAAAUUGGUGUUAUUAUUUUAAAAAAUAAAUCAUUCUAUAGUAUAGAACUAGUAAAGUUAGUGAUUUUUAUAUUUAGUUUUUAGUAUAUUUAUCAAUAGAUUAUAUAGUAUAAUGGUUAAGUGGAAUGAUGUGUGGUUGGAAAAGUUAGAUAAAAAUCUAGUGAAAAUCUAAUUAUGGGCUGAAAAAAGAAACUCUGAAUAUGCUAUCUGUAAACUAUGCAAAAGUGAUUUAAAAUUCAGUUCAGUUGGUUUCCAAGCACUAUAUCAGCAUUCUUCAAAACCUAAACAUAAGUCAGUGUCUGAUCUAAGAUUUUCAAAAACUGCUCGUCAUUUAUAUGUAGAUUCUAACAAAAACUCGAUUGGGGAAGAAAACGUUAUACAAUUAGAGUUCUCUAUAAAUGAAAAAAUUUCUGCUGCAGAAGCCAUGUGGCUUUUUAAAGUGGCAGAUAAUGAUCUUGCCUUAAGACAUUGUGACAACACACCGAUAUUGUUCCAAAGAAUGUUUCCAGAUAGUAAAAUAAGUCAAUGUUUUACUAUGAGUCGGCAAAAUCUUCAUAUAUUUUGCAAGAUGGCCUUGGGCCAUUGUUGGAAAAGCGUUUAUGUAAUAGUAUCGCGUUAAGUCAAGGUGCAUUCACUUUAAUGUUUGAUGAAACAACUACUUCACAACAAAGAAAACAAAUGGAUCUUGUAUGUCGUUUUUGGUCAGAAGACGAAAACCAAGUUGUGUUCUUUGGCAGAGCAACACUGUUGCUCUGCCAAAGAACAGCGAUUAACAUCGCUGUUCUUUGGCAGAGCAACAGCAGAAGAUGUCAAAACAAUGCUAGCAGAUUUACGUCAUAAUGAAAGGUUUUAUUUACCAUGGGAUCGUCUUUUUAAUAUUUCAGCAGAUGGUCCUAAUAUUAACAAAGCCAUUUGGAGAUUGUUAAAUGCUGAUCUUCAUAGUAAUGGUUUUAAUGGCUUGUUACCAUUUGUAAGUUGCACUUUGCACACAGUGCAUAAUGCUUUUCGAAAAGCAAUUAAUGUUGUCGGUGAGGAUGCUGAGCAGCUUGCAUUUGAUUUACAUAACUGGUUCAAGAAUGCACCCUGUAAAAUAAAAGAUUUUAAAAAAUUAUCAGAUUGCAUUUUUAUUGAAGAUGAAACAUUGUUUCUUCGUUUUGUCAAUACUAGAUGGCUCACUCUUUCUUCUUCACUUAUAAAGGUUCUAUUAAGGUGGGAAGACACCAAGAAAUAUUUUUUGGAAUAUAUUCCAAAACAAAAUUAGUAUAAAAAGACACUGACAAACAAUAAGCGUUAUAUUCGAAUUCAAAGAAGUCUUAGGGAAACUGAAAAUCUAAUUAAAGUUAUUCUUCUUAUUAUUUUUUUUUGAAUUAUUACAUAUAAUAGAGAAUUGAUUAUUUUAGGAGUUACUUGUGUCCAUCAAAUUCCUUAUUGGUUUAGCUCCCUUGUUUGAGAAAUACUUGACAAUAUUUCAAGAUGAAGGACCACUUGUUCAUAUUUUAUUUUAUAAAAUGAAAAAUCUUUUAAUAUCUUUAAUGAAACGUUUCCUUCAACCGACUGCUGUUAAUGGAAAGCUUACUAAAGAUCUUUUAAAAAUUGAUUCUUCUGAUUCAACUAUCCACCUUGGUUUGAAUAAAAUGGACUUUGGCGAGGAAGCUAAAAACCAGGUGAACAAAAUAUCAUGUGAAAAAAAAAGAUUUGUCUUCUUACAGCAAAUGAGAGAUGGAUAUAUAUCUGUUGUAAAACACUUGCAAAAAAAACUUCCACUUGAUUUGCAGAUAUUAAAAGAUAUAACUUGUUUGGGUGCUCAAAUGAGAUCAGAACCUUGGACUGUUAAUGCAAUUGGGCGAAUAGCAGUUAGAAUGCCACAUGUAAUUACGGAAAAGGAGGUAUCAUUUCUGAAAGAUGAAUGGAAAUUAUACCAAGCAGCUAAUAUAUCAAAAGACUGGUAUAUAGAUUUUGAUACAAAAAAACUAAAAAGAGUAGACCAUUAUUGGGCUAAAGUUUUUGAAAGUAACAAUGAAUAUGGAAAAACAAAGUAUGGGUAUCUCAGUAAAGUUGUUAAGAGCUGUUUAAUAAUUCAGAAUGGAAAUGCCAGUGCUGAGCGAAGUUUAUCUGAUAACAAAAAUACAUUAACUCCUGAGAGAGUAAAUCUAAAUGAUGAAACAUUAAUGGCUUUGAGAAUAUCAAAAGAAUAUGCAAGAAGUUGCAGAGGAGCAUAUAAUGUUGAUGCACUCUCCAAAGACUUUGUUCAAGCUGUUCAAAAUGCUCAUAAAAUAUAUAAAAAAAGAAAAGCUGAAGAAGACGAAGAAAAAAGAAAAAAUUAUAUUCAUGAGCAAGAACUAAUGAAUAAAGAAAAAGAGCAGAAAGAAAUGCUUGAAAAAGUUGAAAAUCAAAAUAAAAAUUUAGAUCAACAGGAAAAAAGUCUAAAGAAUGAUGAAAAAAAUGCAGAUCUUGAGUUUCAGCUUGCUCAGAGAAUGCUCGAUGAAGCAGCAAAGUCUAUGCAAAGUGCCAUUAUUAAGGAAGACAUGAUGGGUAUAAAAAUUGCCCAUGAAACGGUAAACAGCGCAAAAAUAAGUCUUGAAAAUGCUACAUCUCAUAGAAAUGAACAGAAAAAGUUGAGAGAAAAUAUUGGUUUAAAACGUAAAAGUGAAAUGGAUAGAUUAAUUAAGCGUUGCAAAAAGUUAAAGUAGUCGUUAAAAGUUUGAAAGUUUUUGUAAAUAUAAAAGAGCUUGAACUGUUAGUUCAGUUAUAAUUGUUUAGCAAAAUUUAUUUAUUUAUGUUAAUUAUUUUAGACUUUAGAAAAAACGUUUUAUUCUGUGUUAAACAACAAAAAGAUGUUGAGGUUUUCAUUUUUAAAAGAAAUUAUUGA
Messenger RNA from Hydra vulgaris (swiftwater hydra), 3052 nucleotides. RefSeq lists its product as uncharacterized. The record is from RefSeq and is a predicted model, not a curated record. NCBI's taxonomy places the organism in Eukaryota, Metazoa, Cnidaria, Hydrozoa, Anthoathecata, Hydridae.